CCGGCUCCGACCCUAACCCCGGCCCCAGACACCGCCGCCAGCCCCCCACACCGCCGCCAUGGCGCCCGCACGGAAGAAGGGUGGCGUGAGCGCGCGCAAGAGGAAGCUGGCGGCCUUCCUGAAGGACUUCGACCGAGAGGUGGAACGGCGGAUCGAGCAGAUUCGGGCGGACGGGGAGCGCCUCAUCAAGGAGGUGGAGCACCUGUACGACAUGGAGAUCCUGCGGCUGCCGCCGGAGAUCCGCGAGAUGAACUGGGUCGAGUACUUCGCUAAAGGAGGAAGCACAAAGGUGUUGGAAGAAGCAGCAACGGCAGCCUUGGAAAUAACAGAAAUAAACAAGCUAACAGCAGAAGUUAUCCAGACUCCUUUAAAAAUCAUCAGGAAAGUGGAAAAAUCUAAACAGGAUAUUGAAGCUAUUGAAGAAGAAGGGGAGCCUCCUUUGCUUCCUCUAGCAACGCAAAAACAUGAUAGCCAGUGUCUUCCAGAGCCAGAAGCUGAAAACAUUAAUCCCAGAACUAAAAAGGUGAAGGCAUCCACUAAAAAAGUGCCAGCGUCCAGGAGCAGAAGAGCUCCUUCAGCGAGAGUGAAGCGCAUGAGUAAAAGAUCAAGUAAAAACAACUUUAUCACACCAGCUACUGGUAGAAUUGUUGAUCUCUGUGCUCCAGGAGGUUCCUCCAUGGUCACACCCAAAUUUGAUUCCAGAAUUUUCAAGACACCUGGUUUGCGCAUACCUGCAGUAAAUGAACGUGUUUACACCAUCUCUGCCAAUGGCAGCCCCCUUGCUGACAGCAACGAUAUCUUCAUUACAGUCCCUGUUGGAGGAGGGGAGAGCAUUCGUUUAGCAGCAAGUGAUUUGACCAAGAAGAAUCUUCUUCAUCUGAAUCCAGAGGCCCAAGGAAUUGUGAAGAAGCUAUCAGUUCGUCUUGCACAAGCUUGCAGCGGUGCAAAAACCUAUAGAUGAAACUCAACGAAUGCUGACAUCCCUCUGUAAAUACAGAAUGUUACAUUUAGGAUUGCUACCUUUAGUUCUUGUUCUAAUUUGUGUCUUCCAUUAAUUUACAGAAUGGAAGUUAAAAGCUAAUUUUUCUAUCUUUAAUGGGAUUAGAAUAAAUUGCCUUUUUUUUAAUUCAGGAAACAAAAUGCUUUGUUCCCUAUUUCCUUUAAGGUUAAGACCAAGAUAGAAUUAUCUUGGGCUUGCAGACCAGCAAGCUGGGCAGAAAGGCCAUUCUGGUACCUUGCAGAAGAUGUAAGCAGUGGACACAAGUGGCUGGAGUUUCUAUCUGUCUUGGCAAAGAAAGCAACAGAUCAGACUUGUUGCACUUCCUUCCAGGCAUGUCCUUUCUCUGCAAAUGUGCUUAAAAGGUGAUUACUGGCUCAGUAUAGUACCUGAGAUACCUAAAGGCAAGUUAGUAGUGCCUGGGACUAAAUGGAAAGCUUCUUGUAGUUCAUGAUGCUGCCGUGAAUAGUAGUCCUUUUG
Messenger RNA from Chroicocephalus ridibundus (black-headed gull), 1477 nucleotides. RefSeq names its product cell division cycle associated 8 (gene CDCA8). Lineage: Eukaryota; Metazoa; Chordata; Aves; Charadriiformes; Laridae. The transcript is spliced from 10 exons. Bases 59 to 961 code for a protein of 300 amino acids. The record is from RefSeq and is a predicted model, not a curated record. Gene Ontology annotation, biological process: mitotic sister chromatid segregation. Gene Ontology annotation, cellular component: chromosome passenger complex; spindle midzone; chromosome, centromeric region.